AUGUUCAAGAUAUUCAAAGGAAAGGAUAAAGACAGCAGUGUUUCAUUCAAGAACAACUUUAGACCAAAGAAGCACCCAGCUGGUACUACAAGAUACACUUUGAGAAAGAGUUGGAAGGCUGGUUUGCUCAAUGGCACCAUGAUCAAGGACUCUGUCAAGUGUCCACAAGGAGAAGACGAAAAUGAUUGGGUUGCCAUCCACACUAUCGAAAUCUACAACACUGUCAACUACUGUUAUGCUUUUGUUCAAGAUUUUUGUACUGAUCAAACAUGUCCAAAGAUGACUGGUAACAAAGCUACUUAUUUAUGGUCAGAUGGUAAAGAUAAACCACAAGAGUUACCAGCAAAAAAGUAUAUCGAUAAUUUAAGCAAUUGGAUUGCUGAUCAAAUUGAUAAUACCGAUAUUUUCCCAAUUGGUGAUAGUUAUAGCAAACAAUUUAAACCAGCUGUUAAGAAAAUCCUUAGUAGAAUCUUACGUGUAUAUUCACAUAUUUACCAUGAACAUUGGAGCCAAAUUAAAUCGGUUGGUGCUGAUAAGCAUAUUAAUACUUCACUCAAAUACUUCCAUUGCUUUGUAUUAGAGUUUGGACUUGUCGAUGAUACUGAUCUUGGUUUGAUGAAGAAUGUUUUCGAUUCCUUAUAA
Messenger RNA from Cavenderia fasciculata, 642 nucleotides. Its product is annotated as Mob1-like protein. Gene Ontology annotation, biological process: positive regulation of protein phosphorylation; signal transduction. The record is from RefSeq and is a predicted model, not a curated record. Gene Ontology annotation, cellular component: nucleus; cytoplasm. Bases 1 to 642 code for a protein of 213 amino acids. Lineage: Eukaryota; Evosea; Eumycetozoa; Acytosteliales; Cavenderiaceae. Gene Ontology annotation, molecular function: protein kinase activator activity. The transcript is spliced from 3 exons.